Molecule: messenger RNA, 921 nt
Organism: Trematomus bernacchii (emerald rockcod)
Lineage: Eukaryota; Metazoa; Chordata; Actinopteri; Perciformes; Nototheniidae
Product: serine/threonine-protein kinase Nek6-like
Exons: 5
Coding region: 6-443 (145 amino acids)
Biological process (GO): protein phosphorylation
Molecular function (GO): protein kinase activity; ATP binding
Source: RefSeq, a predicted model, not a curated record
GAGUAAUGCACCGUGAUAUAAAGCCAGCCAACGUGUUCAUCACAGCCACAGGUGAGGUGAAGCUGGGUGACCUGGGAUUAGGACGCUUCUUCAGCUCCAAAACCACGGCGGCACACUCCUUAGUGGGGACUCCUUACUACAUGUCGCCGGAGAGGAUCCACGAGAACGGAUACAAUUUGAAGUCUGAUAUCUGGUCUCUGGGAUGUCUUCUGUAUGAGAUGGCAGCGCUGCAGAGUCCGUUUUAUGGGGACAAGAUGAACCUGCUCUCCCUCUGCCAGAAGAUCGAGAAGUGUGAUUACCCCCCCCUCCCUCCGGACCAUCACUCUGAGAAGCUGAGGGAGCUGGUCAGCAUGUGCAUCAACCCGGAGCCAGACCAGCGGCCGGACAUCGUCUUCGUGCUGCAGAUCGCCAAACAGAUGCACGUUUGGACCUCCAGCACCUGAGCCCCCCCCCCCCUCCUUCUUCUCAAUCUGAGGACUGUCUCAUGUGCACAGGAGCACCAUGGCAGCUUCACCCCCUCUCCUCUCCUGUCAUGGAGGAUGUGAAGAGCCCAGUAGUGGUGCAGCACUCGUUCAAAGUGGACUUUUCUGAAAGCAAAGGAGACUUUUCUGCAGCUCAGGAUGAAGAGCUGUCUCACUCUGAUCAGAUUUCUUCGAGGGUGCAUUCCAUACAGACGGGGACUUUGAGUAUUGAUCAUCUGUCGUUGUAAUCUAUUUUAUAUUGUCAAUUGAAGUACAUUCUGUAGGGGUCAAAUGAGCCAUCGGUAACUGUGUAUUAGCCAUUACUGAGUCACAUUUGUGAUUUGUCUUCACAUUUGUCGUUUACAUGCAGUGUGUAUUAGCCCAGUGUGACUGCUUCCUUAUUAUAUCACUUCUCUGGGCCUGGUCUUGUUCAAAUAUAUUUUAUUUAUUUUCAUGAAAA